Molecule: messenger RNA, 573 nt
Organism: Cladocopium goreaui
Lineage: Eukaryota; Dinophyceae; Suessiales; Symbiodiniaceae
Source: the annotation of a GenBank genome assembly
AGCCGCUGUUUGCGGUUGGCACAGCUUGUUGCCAGUGAAAGUGCUGCAAAGCUGGUACUUUCAGAUGUGGGAAUGGCAAGAUGCCACAUGGCACCGUCUGAACAGCAAAGACGCAAAGAUCCUGGAGAAGGCCUACUUGCAGGACCCCUCGGGAUGUUGGCCCUUGACUUUGGGACCCCAUGAGUCCUGCUAUCAAGUGGACUUCUUCGCAAUGAAACAACGUAGCCGCAAUGGACGUGUGAGGAACCUCCGGCGUAAGGAGGUUGCGGAGAUCCAUGUGGAACCACCUGAAGUCGUGGAAGCACCGGCACAGGCGAUUCCUGACGUGCUGCAAGCCGACAUGGGGCCUCCGCAGGAGAUCCUCCCGGCAGAGUUGCUGCUGCCUCCUGUGCAGGACUGGAGCCAGAAGGAGGCGAUGGAGGCCCUUGGCCAAGCCGAAGCGCUGGUGGAAGCCUGUCAGGCGCCAGUUAUUUCGGAGGAAGUCGUGCCGCCCGAGGCAUGGCAGGUGCCUAGCGACUUCGGCAGCCUCCAAUCCUUGCAGAGGUCCGUUGCCCUCGGCCGCGUGGUCCUGGU